Messenger RNA from Zophobas morio, 1915 nucleotides. RefSeq lists its product as uncharacterized. Bases 142 to 1899 code for a protein of 585 amino acids. The transcript has 3 exons. The record is from RefSeq and is a predicted model, not a curated record. Lineage: Eukaryota; Metazoa; Arthropoda; Insecta; Coleoptera; Tenebrionidae.
ACUCGUUAAAAUUAUUCUGUUCCCGAUAAAUCCGAAGCGAUAAGACGAUCUUACCACACUCGACAUGUUCAUGAAAACAUGUCUUUAUGAGUUGUUUCCUUAUUAAUUGAAAGUCGUGUGAUUUAAACCCACAUUCCAAAAAUGUUGAUUAGUGUGAUAAUCACAUUGCUGAUUUACACAAGGUGCAGUGGAGAUCAAGAAUACAUACUCAAGAAACCAAAAUGUAAAAUUCCUAACUUAGAGCCGUUUAACGACGAAGUAAGAGACAUAAUGAAGCCGCAGUCUUACAUAAGUUGCAACAAAACCGAGCUGUUAACUUUUGUGACGACGAUCGACAAUUCGGCCACACUGUAUAUUAAAGACGAACUUAAACCUCAAUAUGGUUCAAAUAUAAGUUGUUGCUAUUCUUACGUAACUAGGAAUGGAACUGCAGAAGAACCUGACACUGGAAUCAAUAUAAUGGAAUGCCAACCAUUUGAUAAUCACGUGGUCCUUACUCAUGAUAUCGUCAAAGUCGAGUGCCACCAAUAUGACGAAAAUGAACCUCGACUGGUCUACGCAAACGUCCACAACCCCAUCAUUAUAAAAGAAUCAGUGAAAAAUAAAUUGAAAAGUUCCAACUCAUCAAAAUCAUUCAGUGUCUUGUUUAUAGUGAUAGAUGCCAUAUCUAGACUCAACUUCAUUCGUACCAUGAACCAAACCUACACUUAUCUUCGUGACAACAACUUUAUCGAAAUGAAAGGUUAUACUAAAGUAGCUGACAAUACUUUUCCGAAUUUUGGUGCCUUUCUUACUGGACUGGAUCUAGCGACAAUCAACGAAAAGUGCAAGCCGGAAACUGUUGGUGGUUUGGAUAACUGUCCCAUGAUAUGGUACGACUACAGUAACAAAGGGUACAUCACUGCAUACGCUGAAGAUGCUAGCUACAUCUCAACUUUCAACUUCAAUAAAAAAGGUUUCUUGAACCCACCAACAGACUACUACUUUAAACCUUACAUUGAAGCUUCCGAAACCCUUACGAUUCGGUACAACAACUACAUGCCUUAUUGUACAGGUCCAGAGACGGCAGGUGAACGCAUUUUGAACCUCGCCAAAGAUUUCGCCACCACUUUUAAGGAUCAAGCGACUUUUGGCAUUUUCUGGAUGAACACUUUCAGUCACAAUGAAUUAAACGCUCCGUAUGUGAUGGAUGAGAAAAUGAAGACCUUUUUUUCUGAUUUGAAGAAUGAGAAAAUUUUUGAUGACAGUAUUGUCGUUGUGCUGAGUGACCAUGGUAUACGAUUUGGCGAAAUUAAAACUACCAGGAGUGGGUGGUUUGAGGAACGAACUCCACUUAACAUGAUUUCGGUACCUAAAAGGUUCAAACAGAGAUUUCGUACCGAGUAUCACAACCUAGUGGAAAAUUCCAAUAAGUUGACAAGUACUUACGACUUAUUUUCGACUUUAAAACAUAUUUUAAUUUUGUCGGGGAAGAACUAUGAGGAUAGAGAAAAAUCGUCGUGUGGUAAAUGUACUUCGUUGUUUACACGAAUUGUAUCGAAUAGAUCUUGUAGAGGUGCUGGGGUACCACCACAGUGGUGUACUUGUAUGGGAUAUUUCAAGAGCAUUGAAACGGAUCAUGCAUACGUAAAAAAUGUUACUGAGAUAGCUAUAUCGAAGAUCAAUAGUACCAGUGCUUUGGAUCCAACUUAUUGUAAAUCUGCUGAGUUGGAUGAUGUUUUAGCAGCCAGUAUGUCCGAGUCUUUGGAAAACAAUGAUGAAAGAUAUUUGUUUGUUGUUUUUAGGACUAAACCGACCGCUGUUACGUUUCUCGCGACGGUAAUAUUUAAACGAUUUGUUACUACUGAAUCCGCUUUUUUUGUGAAAACAAUAGAUAAUUUAGAUUUGUGUAUUAAUUAAAAGUAAAGUUUCCCAA